Arxiozyma heterogenica is the source of this 2838-nucleotide messenger RNA. RefSeq names its product snoRNA-binding rRNA-processing protein DIP2 (gene DIP2). Gene Ontology annotation, biological process: maturation of SSU-rRNA. Gene Ontology annotation, molecular function: snoRNA binding; protein binding. Bases 1 to 2838 code for a protein of 945 amino acids. The transcript has a single exon. Gene Ontology annotation, cellular component: small-subunit processome; Pwp2p-containing subcomplex of 90S preribosome. The record is from RefSeq and is a predicted model, not a curated record. NCBI's taxonomy places the organism in Eukaryota, Fungi, Ascomycota, Saccharomycetes, Saccharomycetales, Saccharomycetaceae.
AUGGUAAAGUCAUACCAAAGAUUUGAACAAGCAUCUGUGUUCGGUGUGAUAAGUUCUAACUCCAACUCAGUUUGGCUUCCAUCCUCCUCUACAAGACAAAAGGGUCAUCACCAUAAUAACAAUCCAGGCCAAAUCAUUACCAGUUGUUUAGAAAAUAUUAACAUAUGGGAUAUCAAGACCGGUGAACUAGUCUGUACAUUAUCUGAUGGUCUUCCACCAGGCUCUAUUGAUGCUAGAGGUUCUAAACCUGCUGAAGUCACCUACUUGAAAUUUCAUUCUGAAACAAAUCUUUUAGCUGCAGGUUACUCUGAUGGUGUCAUCAAAAUCUGGGAUCUAGUGUCAAAAACAGUUCUACUGAAUUUUAAUGGUCAUACAUCAGGUAUAUCUAUUCUAAAGUUUGAUCCAACUGGUACUAGACUUAUAUCUGGUUCUAAAGAUUCCGAUAUUAUAGUCUGGGAUUUGGUCAGUGAAGUCGGUCUUUUCAAAUUAAGAUCACAUAAGGAUGCAAUCACCGGUCUUUCAUAUCAAGAUGAAAAUUGGUUAAUAAGUACUUCAAAGGAUGGACUAAUCAAAAUAUGGGAUAUGAAAGUUCAACAAUGUAUAGAAACCCAUAUUGCCCAUACUGGUGAAUGUUGGUCCCUUGGCGUCGAGAACGAUUUUGUAGUGACCACUAGUGCCGAUACUCAAAUUAAGAUAUGGGAAUUGAAUUUGAAUAAUGAAAAUGGUUCUAAAUUGGUUGAAAAGGGCAUAUACGAAAAACAAAGUAAGAAUCGCGGUCUUAAUGUUGAUUUUGUGACAACCAGUGAUGGUGUCAAAUUUUUCUUUAUUCAAAACGCUGAUAAGACUGUUGAAGUAUUUAGAAUCAGAAGAGAUGGAGAAAUAUCUAAAGCUUUGAAAAAAAGAGAAAAAAGAUUGAGGGAAAAAGGUAUGACUGAUGAAGAAAUAGCGCAAAAUAUUAAAGAUUCUCAUGUAUCUAUCGUUAUGCAUCCAUUCCAGAUGAUAAGAUCCCCAUAUAAAGUUAAAUCCACUACUUGGACUAUUGCCACAUCAAACAAACUAGAAAUUGCAAUAACUACCUCUGCAAAUACCAUUGAGUAUUAUUCUAUACCAUAUGAAAGAAGAGAACCUACACAACCUUCCCCUAACAAAUUAUAUACAAUAGAUUUGCAAGGUCUAAGAACUGAUAUUCGUGCUUUAGAUAUUAGUGAUGAUAAUAAGUUAUUAGCCACUGCAAGUAAUGGCCUUUUAAAAAUUUGGAAUAUUAAAACACAUUUAUGUAUAAGAACUUUUGAAUGUGGUUAUGCCUUGACUUGUAAAUUUUUACCUGGUGGGUUAUUAGUUAUCCUUGGUACAAGAGAUGGUGAAUUACAAUUGUUUGAUUUAGCCUCAUCAACUCAACUCCAAAAUUUGACAGAUGCACAUAACGCAGCUAUUUGGUCAUUAGAUAUCACCAGUGAUGGUAAAAGAUUAGUCACCGGUUCUGCAGAUAAAACUGUUAAAUUCUGGGACUUCCAAUUAGAAAAAAGUAUUAUACCAGGUACUGAAGAUAAAUUUGACACAAAGUUGACCCUAUAUCAUGAUACUACAUUAGAAUUGAAUGAUGACAUUUUAAGUAUCAAGAUAUCACCAGAAGAUAAGUUCUUGGCCAUUUCUUUAUUAGACAAUACUGUGAAAGUAUUUUAUUUAGAUUCAAUGAAAUUUUUCUUAAGUUUAUAUGGUCACAAAUUGCCUGUCCUUUCAAUUGAUAUUUCAUAUGACUCUAAAUUAGUUAUCACAUCUUCUGCAGAUAAAAAUAUCAAAAUCUGGGGGCUUGAUUUUGGUGAUUGCCAUAAAUCUUUAUUUGCCCAUCAAGACUCUAUUAUAAAUGUUAAAUUUCUUCCUGAAUCUCACAAUUUUUUUAGUUGUUCUAAGGACGGAUUAGUCAAAUACUGGGAUGGUGAUAAAUUCGAGUGUAUUCAGAAAUUAGCUGCUCAUCAAAGUGAAGUUUGGGCCAUUGCAGUUGCUUCUGAUGCAUCGUUUGUAGUAUCUUCAUCUCAUGAUCAUAGUAUUAGAGUAUGGGAAGAGACAGAAGAUCAAGUAUUUUUAGAGGAAGAAAAAGAAAAAGAAAUGGAAGAACAAUAUGAAGAAACUUUAUUGACAUCUUUAGAAGAAGGUAAUGGUGAUGACGCCUUCAAAAAGGAUGGUGAAGAAACUAUGGAAUCUUCAGACGUUCAUAAGCAAACAAUGGAAUCCUUAAAGGCUGGUGAAAGAUUAAUGGAAGCACUAGAUCUUGGUAUCAAAGAAAUUGAGUUACAAGAAAACUAUGAAAGAGAUCUAGCAAUAUGGAAUAAAAAGAAAAAUACCACAUCUUUUGAAAUGCCAAUAAAACCACAAGGGAAUGCUAUCUUAAUUGCUAUUAAGAAAACACCAGUAGAGUAUAUCUUAGAUACAUUGAUGAAAAUUAAGGCUUCACAACUAGAGGACGCUUUAUUAGUGAUGCCAUUCUCUUACGUUCUUAAAUUUUUAAAAUUUAUUGACAUUGUUAUUCAAGAUAAGAAAUUGUUCAAUAACUACUUAGCAUUAAUAUGUAAAAAUUUAUUUUUUAUCGUUAAAUCCAACCAUAAUGAAUUAGUUUCACAAAGGAAUGAAGAACUGAAAUUACAAAUAAAACGCGUAAAGGAUGAAUUGAGAUCAAAUUUACAAUCUAAUGUGAACGACCUUGGCUUUAAUAUAUCUGGCUUAAAAUUUAUUAAACAGCAAUGGAAUUUAAAGCAUAAUUUCGAAUUUGUUAAUGAAUAUGAUCAACGUGUUCAAGAAAAGAAAAUGGCCAAGAAGAGGGUCUUUGAAACACUAAGUUAG